Melopsittacus undulatus (budgerigar) is the source of this 1238-nucleotide messenger RNA. RefSeq names its product TATA-box binding protein like 1 (gene TBPL1). Gene Ontology annotation, biological process: DNA-templated transcription initiation. The record is from RefSeq and is a predicted model, not a curated record. The transcript has 7 exons. NCBI's taxonomy places the organism in Eukaryota, Metazoa, Chordata, Aves, Psittaciformes, Psittaculidae. Bases 226 to 777 code for a protein of 183 amino acids. Gene Ontology annotation, molecular function: general transcription initiation factor activity; DNA binding.
UCCGGCGGCCGCUCUAGCCGGCGCCGCGUCUAUGCCCGCGGCGCUGGGGGAUGUUUAUUGUCGUGGGGAGUCGGCCCAGGACCCGGACCGCCGCCGGGCGCCAGCGGCGGGGCGCCUAGCAGCAGCCGGCACCCGCUCCGCACCGACCUGACCGCCAACCGCCCUCCCGCACGGAUGUGAUCUUCAUGGUGAGCUGGUGGGAAAACUGAGUUGUAAAUCACCCCAAUGGAUGCGGACAGUGAUGUUGCACUGGACAUUUUAAUCACAAAUGUAGUGUGUGUUUUUAGAACAAGAUGUCAUUUAAACCUGAGGAAGAUCGCAUUAGAGGGAGCAAAUGUGAUAUACAAGCGUGAUGUUGGGAAGGUAUUGAUGAAGCUUAGAAAACCUAGGAUUACGGCCACAAUUUGGUCCUCAGGAAAAGUUAUUUGCACAGGAGCCACAAGUGAAGAAGAAGCUAAAUUUGGUGCCAGACGAUUAGCUCGUAGUCUACAGAAACUAGGUUUUCAGGUAAUUUUCACAGAUUUUAAAGUUGUGAAUGUUUUAGCAGUGUGCAACAUGCCCUUUGAGAUCAGAUUGCCAGAAUUUACGAAGAAUAACAGACCUCAUGCGAGUUAUGAACCAGAACUUCAUCCUGCUGUGUGCUACAGAAUAAAAACUCUCAGAGCUACUUUACAGAUUUUUUCCACAGGCAGUAUCACAGUUACAGGGCCAAAUGUAAAGGCUGUUGCCAGUGCUGUGGAACAGAUUUAUCCAUUCGUGUUUGAAAGCAGGAAAUAAGUUUUAUAACUCACCACUUAAUGGUUAGGUUCCCUAACCAAGCACCUUUAAAGACUGCUGCACAUUGGACUAAAAGCAAAAAGGAAAACUGGACCAACCAUAGCAGAAGAAUACAGACUCUUUUACUUGCUCGUGGCCACAGUAUAAACUCCAGUUCUUUUGGAUUUUACUCUUAACAGUGCUGUAUUGUAAAAACGGAAGUUUACAAGAUAUGAAAUUGCUGCUUUUAAAAAGACAUUCUAUUUAUUUUUGCAGUAAUUUCUGUGUAUUCAUAAGCAAAGCUGUCACGAUGUGCACUACCUUAAAAACUUUUUUUUUUUUAGUUUGAGCUUGUGUUUUAUUUGUGAAUAGUCUUUUACAUUUUUGUAUGCUGAAUAUUGGGCACCAAAGAAGCUGUAAAAGUUACCUUUUUCACCUGAUGAAUGUGCACAAAUAAAGGUUUGGAAAAAUAUUUCUCUUCA